This is a messenger RNA of Cydia splendana, 239 nucleotides long. It is a transcript of the gene RpL39, whose product is annotated as large ribosomal subunit protein eL39. The coding region runs from base 42 to 197 and encodes 51 amino acids. The record is from RefSeq and is a predicted model, not a curated record. Gene Ontology annotation, biological process: translation. Gene Ontology annotation, molecular function: structural constituent of ribosome. Lineage: Eukaryota; Metazoa; Arthropoda; Insecta; Lepidoptera; Tortricidae. Gene Ontology annotation, cellular component: ribosome; cytosolic large ribosomal subunit. The transcript is spliced from 3 exons.
GUUCACUCAUCCAUUUUGUUUUGACAGCUGACGGCGUGAAAAUGUCGGCUCACAAGACAUUUAUUAUCAAGCGCAAGCUUGCGAAAAAGCUUAAACAAAACAGGCCUAUCCCGCAAUGGGUAAGAAUGCGCACAGGAAACACUAUUCGGUACAACGCUAAGAGGCGUCACUGGAGGAGGACGAAGCUGAAGCUGUAAGCUUGUAUCACCUGUUAAGCUGAAUAAACUCUUCUAAAUCCA